Molecule: messenger RNA, 1148 nt
Organism: Mercenaria mercenaria
Lineage: Eukaryota; Metazoa; Mollusca; Bivalvia; Venerida; Veneridae
Product: peroxisomal acyl-coenzyme A oxidase 1-like
Exons: 8
Coding region: 180-1133 (317 amino acids)
Biological process (GO): lipid homeostasis; fatty acid beta-oxidation using acyl-CoA oxidase
Cellular component (GO): peroxisome
Molecular function (GO): acyl-CoA oxidase activity; fatty acid binding; FAD binding
Source: RefSeq, a predicted model, not a curated record
AUAGUAUUUAUCUCUCUUACUUUAUUCUUACAUGUAUACUUCCUAGGGUUAAAUUUUAGAUCGAUCUACUCUGCUGACUCACUGGUUAAGAUAACCUACUUGUUUACUGGUACAUUAAACGAAAAAUGGAUUAGGAUUUUUUCUCAUAUAACAGUUGGUUGGCCUAGUAACACCUAAAAAUGGCUGUUAACGCAGAUUUACAGAAAGAAAGGAAUUCUGCCACCUUUAACAUCGAGAAAUUAACAGAAGUAUUGUAUGAUGGCAAGGCAAUGGUCAAACGACGAAGAUAUUUGCAGAAGAUCGUUCUGGAAGACAAAUACCUGACAUCAUUCCCACCGUGGUGGAAUCGUGAUCGUAAUGCACAAUACGAUAUCGGUGUCAAGAAGAAUGUGUACUUUACAAAACUAAUUCAGGAUCUCAACAUUACUGACUUUGCAGAACAGUUCUACUUGAAGGAGGCCGGCGGACAUGAAGCGAACCCACUUGGAUUACAUGAAGAUAUGUUUGUACCAACUAUCGAAAAACUAGGAACAAAAGAACAAAUUGCAAAGUAUCUGGAACCAGCUAAACAAUACAAAAUCAUAGGAACAUAUGCACAAACAGAGCUUGGUCAUGGAACGUUUAUACGUGGGUUGGAGACAACAGCUACAUAUGAUCAAGACACAGAACAAUUUGUUAUCAACAGCCCAACAGUUUCGUCUACAAAAUACUGGCCUGGAUCAUUAGGAAAGACGAGUAACCAUGUGGUGCUAAUGGCACAGUUAUUGUCUCAAGGCAAAUGCCAUGGUAUACAUGCGUUUAUUGUGCAAAUCAGAAGUGAGAAGGAUCAUACACCUUUACCAGGAAUAUCGGUUGGAGAUAUCGGUAACAAAAUUGGAUAUAACGCUAUGGACAAUGGGUUCCUUAGAUUUGAUAAUGUUCGAAUUCCCAGAAGAAAUCUACUAGCACGAUAUUCCAGGAUUGAGAAAGAUGGUACUUAUAUACCGGCAAAAAACCCUAGACUAGCUUAUGGUACCAUGGUUUUUGUUCGUGCAUUAAUUGUUGGAGGUUGUUCUAAGUCGCUGGCUCAAGCCUGUGUGAUAACAACAAGAUACAGUGCUGUAAGAAGACAAACUGAAAUAAGACCAGGGUAAAAUUACCAGAUUCUA